Molecule: messenger RNA, 2593 nt
Organism: Pygoscelis adeliae (Adelie penguin)
Lineage: Eukaryota; Metazoa; Chordata; Aves; Sphenisciformes; Spheniscidae
Gene: PTPRA
Product: protein tyrosine phosphatase, receptor type, A
Exons: 23
Coding region: 62-2578 (838 amino acids)
Biological process (GO): protein dephosphorylation
Molecular function (GO): protein tyrosine phosphatase activity
Source: RefSeq, a predicted model, not a curated record
GUCCCGGUUUGAUAUUAAUCGGAAAAGCUUUGACCGUCGCGUUGGGGAGGUGAAAAGUUGAAUGAGCGUCCCUUUUAAGGGGGCACCACUGGAAGAACCUUUAUGGGCUCCUAAUGACAUGCAGGUGGAUGAUUUACUUAUGAUAAUUAAGGUCAACAUGGAUUUGUGGUUCUUUCUCCUUUUGCUCGGAAGUGGCCUGAUAAGUGUAGGUGCUAACAACAUUACGACAGAGCCACCCACAACAGUGCCCACCUCCCCCAGGAGUCCCACCAAAGCUCCUACAGCAGGUCCUCAGGAUGGGACUACGACGAGCGCAAACGGCCUCAACAUUAGCACUCCAGUGACUGUUUCUACCGUGGCGUCAAAGCCACCCACAACCACAGCCACCAGGAUCUCCCCCAGCACCACCGCUGUCAGCCUCAACACCUCCAUCCUGGGGACAACCCUGCCCGUGCCUCCAGCCACCUCCCUGCUACCCAGCGUGACGCCAUCUGCUCCGCGCACCGCUCUCCCCAGCACAGAAGCGGAGACGACGGAGAGGAAUUUCAGUGCGACGGUGACAACGCAAGAGACCUCUUCCGCUGCCCACAACGGUAACUCUGACAGAAGAGACGAGACUCCAAUUAUAGCUGUGAUGGUGGCCCUGUCUUCCCUUCUAGUCAUAGUAUUUAUUAUUAUUGUGCUGUACAUGUUAAGGUUCAAGAAAUACAAGCAAGCAGGGAGUCACUCCAACUCCUUUCGAUUGUCCAACGGCCGGACGGAUGAUGCAGAGCCUCAGAGCAUGCCACUGCUCGCCCGCUCCCCCAGCACCAACCGUAAAUAUCCUCCUCUGCCCGUCGAUAAGCUGGAAGAGGAGAUCAACCGCCGGAUGGCAGAUGACAACAAGCUCUUUCGGGAGGAGUUCAACGCUCUCCCAGCGUGUCCCAUACAGGCCACGUGUGAAGCUGCUUCCAAGGAGGAGAACAAGGAGAAGAACAGAUACGUGAACAUUUUGCCCUAUGAUCAUUCCAGGGUUCACCUGACUCCUGUCGAGGGAGUUCCUGACUCCGACUACAUCAACGCCUCCUUCAUUAAUGGGUACCAAGAGAAAAACAAGUUCAUUGCUGCACAAGGACCAAAGGAAGAAACCGUGAACGAUUUUUGGAGGAUGAUUUGGGAGCAAAACACAGCAACAAUUGUCAUGGUGACCAACCUGAAAGAGAGGAAGGAGUGUAAGUGUGCUCAGUACUGGCCGGAUCAGGGCUGCUGGACGUACGGGAACAUCCGAGUGUCCGUGGAGGACGUGACCGUCCUGGUGGAUUACACCGUGCGGAAGUUCUGCAUCCAGCAGGUCGGCGACGUCACGAACAAGAAGCCUCAGCGUCUGGUGACUCAGUUCCACUUCACCAGCUGGCCUGACUUCGGGGUCCCCUUCACCCCCAUCGGGAUGCUGAAGUUCUUGAAGAAGGUGAAGACGUGUAAUCCCCAAUACGCAGGAGCAAUAGUAGUGCACUGCAGCGCCGGGGUAGGACGCACGGGCACUUUUAUCGUCAUCGAUGCCAUGCUGGACAUGAUGCAUGCGGAGAGGAAGGUGGACGUUUACGGCUUUGUGAGCCGGAUCCGGGCUCAGCGCUGCCAGAUGGUACAGACAGAUAUGCAGUAUGUGUUUAUAUACCAAGCACUUCUGGAGCACUAUCUCUACGGUGACACGGAGCUGGAGGUGACCUCGUUAGAGAUCCACCUCCAGAAGAUCUACAACAAAGUGCCAGGGACCAGCAGCAACGGGCUGGAAGAGGAGUUCAAGAAGCUCACUUCAAUCAAAAUUCAGAACGACAAGAUGAGAACGGGCAACUUGCCGGCAAACAUGAAGAAGAACAGGGUGCUUCAGAUAAUUCCAUAUGAAUUCAACCGAGUAAUCAUUCCAGUGAAGAGAGGUGAAGAGAACACAGACUACGUAAACGCAUCCUUCAUUGACGGUUAUCGCCAGAAGGACUCUUAUAUCGCCAGCCAAGGACCGCUGCAGCACACGAUAGAGGACUUCUGGAGGAUGAUCUGGGAGUGGAAAUCCUGCUCCAUAGUGAUGCUAACGGAGCUGGAGGAGAGAGGCCAGGAGAAGUGUGCCCAGUACUGGCCGUCUGAUGGCUCAGUGUCCUAUGGAGACAUCACUGUGGAGCUGAAAAAAGAGGAGGAGUGCGAGAGCUAUACGGUGCGGGACCUGCUGGUAACGAACACCAGGGAAAACAAGAGCCGACAGAUUCGGCAGUUUCAUUUCCACGGCUGGCCAGAAGUUGGGAUCCCCGGGGAUGGGAAGGGAAUGAUCAACAUCAUCGCGGCUGUGCAGAAGCAGCAGCAGCAGUCUGGCAACCACCCGAUCACUGUGCACUGCAGUGCCGGAGCAGGAAGAACAGGCACCUUCUGUGCGCUGAGCACUGUCCUGGAAAGGGUGAAGGCAGAAGGGAUUCUUGACGUCUUUCAGACGGUGAAGAGUUUAAGACUACAGAGGCCGCAUAUGGUGCAGACACUGGAACAGUACGAAUUCUGCUACAAGGUGGUGCAGGAAUAUAUCGACGCCUUCUCAGACUACGCCAACUUCAAGUGAAGAAAACAAAAAAUC